Candoia aspera is the source of this 6251-nucleotide messenger RNA. RefSeq names its product DENN domain containing 2C (gene DENND2C). Lineage: Eukaryota; Metazoa; Chordata; Lepidosauria; Squamata; Candoiidae. The transcript is spliced from 19 exons. The coding region runs from base 236 to 3034 and encodes 932 amino acids. The record is from RefSeq and is a predicted model, not a curated record.
CGGCGGCGGCGGCGGCGGCGGGAAGAGCCAGACGAGGCAUUUAGUGAGAGCGCGGGAGCGAUGGAAGCCGAAUAGCAUCAGGACACCCUUCUUCUUUCACUGCAAAAGUUGGAUCAUUCCGCAAACUGGAUAUAAUUAGCGAACAGGAGUUUGACUUUUUGAAAUUACUGAUCUCUAACCUUUAUCCAAAGGCGGCAUGCUGUGAUGGGGCUCUUCUGCGUGUAGCUUGCCUGCCAUGCACCCCACAGGGAGUGUAGAUACCAGCUUUUCCCGUACGGCUGUGCAAACAUUGUCCCGUAGCCACUGCCGGAACAUAAAACAAAAGAUUUCUCAGUGGGAGGGUCGGACAAAAGGGGGCUGCCAGGAAGAAAGGCAGAAACUGAAGGAUUUUGGGGUCAAAUAUGGCCUCAACAGCAAGGAAAAGGCAUCGGGACCUGCACAUGACAGGAGUAUAGAAGGGCUAGCACAUGUUCAGCAUUUAGGUUUAGAUUUCUGGGAGAACUCUAAUCUCGGCUCUGUGACUGAGGAGGAGGAGGAGGAGGAGGAGGAGGAGGACCACCACAUCCAAGAGGUUUCCAGGAACCGUGUAGUGGGGGAGCUUUCCAGUGACAUUUUUUCCAAAGCGGAGGAUGCUCUAGAGUGGCCACGGGAGAAGCUGCCCCCUGGGAAUUUCUACACCUCACGGGACCUGUGGAAACAGAUAGAAACCCUUCCUUCUGAUCACGUAGCAUCUGCCGCACUGGACUUAAAAAGGAAACGGGAAAGCUGUGGCUCGACAGAGAAGGAGCUGAAUAUAGCUCCAGCAAAGAGCCUAGAGAACAUAUAUUGUGAUGUGGAAGGCCAGGAAAGGCAGCCAGCCAUCAACCCAGUGCCCAAACCACGGAGGACUUUCCGUUACCAUUCUGAGAAGGCAGACUUUGCUAAUGGAGACCACAGUGAUAAGAAGCCAUCGGAACCUCAGUGUAAUGGGAGCUAUCCUGCCACUGCCUCCCAAGAGUCUGAGCGCAGAGCAGCCAGCAGAGGAAUCCGAGGCAGGUCUAAGAGAAAGUCCUUUGAAUUUGAGGAUAUCCAAGGUUAUCGAAACCGACUAGCAGCCAUGGAGUACAAGAAGCUUCAUGAAGAACUAAAUGGCACCACAAGUGUUUGUCUCUAUUGCACGCAGUCAGAGGACAACCUUUAUGAGGAUAUUAUUGAUCCUGCAAAAGAGAAUCCCUAUGAGGACAUUAAAGUGAAGCCUUUGUGGAGGAUCCCAUCUACCUGGAAGUUGCCUCCCCCCCGAAAUACCUUCAAGCCACCCAAGCUUCCCCAUAAGCCACACUUCUUUCACCGUAAGACCUUGGAGUUAAAGAACACACGGAUCUGCUUGCGUGGGAAGUUGGCGAAAGAUGCAACACUACCUGUUACGUUGACCGAGUGGAAGUUCUUCAAAGCAGGAGAGGCUGGAAGCAGGAAGAGGAAAAAUCUUCCCCGGCUUGUAUUGAAGAUACAAGAGAUCUUUGAUUCCAGACGAGGAAAGAAACGUGUGAAGUUGGUGGUGCAGACUGGAAAAGAACUUUCUCCAGCCAGAGGUGAAACCAGUGGAUAUGACAGUGAACCAGAGAAUCUGCCAAAAAGUCGCCAUAAGCGCCUUCUGCAGGUCCAGGCUCAGUCCAAACGGAACCCACACUACCAGACAUUGGAGCGCGACCUCAUUGAGUUCCAGGAGCAGCAGCUCUUUGAGCUGUUUGUGGUAGUAUCUCUGCAGAAGAAGCCGUCCGAGGCAACAUACACCCCACAGGUUAUACAACAGUUUCCAUGUAAGCCUGAUCAUCCUUUUCGUCAGUCUAAGGACACUGAAGACAGACUGAAAGUCAUCCCCAAAUUCUGUUUCCCUGAUCCCAAAGACUGGUGUCCAACAUCAGAGACAAAGAGUGAAACUUUUUCCUUUGUGCUAACUGGUGAGGAUGGCAGCCGCUGGUUUGGGUAUUGCAAAAGGCUCUUGCCAGAAGGGAAAGGAAAGCGGCUACCUGAGGUCUACUGCAUGGUUAGCCGCCUAGGCUGCUUCAACCUUUUCUCUAAGAUAUUAGAUGAAGUGGAGAAGAGGCGUGAGAUGUCCCCAGCCCUAGUGCAUCCAUUCAUGCGCAGUGUCAUGGAGGCACCAUUCCCUGCUCCUGGGCGCACCAUCACUGUGAAGAGCUUCCUGCCAGGAGCUGGAAAUGAGGUGAUUGAGCUUUGCCGCCCACUGGACUCCCGAUUAGAACAUGUAGAUUUUGAAUGUCUCUUAAAGUGCCUCAGUGUCUCUCAUUUGAUCCAAGUCUGUGCUUCUCUUCUGCUAGAAAGGAGGGUGAUCUUUGUUGCUGACAAUCUAAGCACCUUGUCCAAAUGUGGCCAUGCUGUGGUUGCAACCCUCUACCCAUUUACCUGGCAACACACCUAUAUCCCUGUCCUGCCAGCCUCCAUGAUAGACAUUGUCUGUUCACCCACUCCUUUUCUUAUUGGCAUCCUCUCCUGCUCCUUAACACAUCUCCAGGACCUGCCUAUAGAAGAGGUACUGAUCGUUGAUCUCUGUGCUGAUAAGUUUCUGCAAAAGGUUUCAGAUGAGGAUGAAAUUCUACCUCAUAAGCUUCAGGCUGCACUUGUACAGAUCUUAGAAGAAAGGAAUGAAAUCUUGUCUCAGGAACGGUGCUACACACAAGGUGAUGUGACGCUGGACUCUCUAGUAUCGGAGGCUUUUGUGCGCUUCUUUGUGGAAGUUGUGGGGCACUAUUCCUUGCACAUGCAUGUCACUGAGAAAGGAGAGAGAGUAUUCCAGCGGGAGCCCUUUCGGAAGUCCCAUACGUCCCGCAGUGUGCGUCAUUUCCUAGAUAUCUUCAUGGAGACACAGAUGUUUGCUGGUUUCAUCCAGGACCGAGAGCUACGGAAGAGUGGGGUCAAAGGCUUGUUUGAAGUUCGUGCCUUGGAAUACUUGGAGACCAUUCCAGAGUCUGAGCCAAGUGGGAUGAACAAAAUCCUUCGCAGUCUGGGUAAUAAAAUGAAGUUUCUACAAAAGAAGUGAGAAGCCAAAUGCAGAAUUGCUGCUAAGCUUGAUUUUAAGAUCCUGGCAAGCCAUAAUGAGGUGGCUGUGUUGCUGUGGUAUCCUACUGAUUUUUCAGGUUCCACUUAAAGGAACUUCAGAUGCCUGGAAAAAUGAGCACCAAACCUGAGCAGCAUCCUUGAUCUCUGUUCUGCUUGGUCUGGCUGAAGUAUUACUGAGCAAAAAAUGAACUUCUGCUUAUGGAGUUGGUCUAUUAAGCACAAAUAACAGAAGAAACUAUAUUCUUAUUUAUACUGGAUGGCCAGAAAAGAUUCUUCCUUUAUCCUCGUGUUAUUAAAAAAUAUGCUCAAAGCAAUCCCAAGGAUUAAGCUGGUACCUUUUAAAAAGAGGAAUGAACCAGGAAAGAAACCAGGAAUCCAGCAAAGUGGUCUAUGCCAAUAUUUCCCCAGACAGAUCCUUUGCACAAGAAAGUUUCUCCUAAGGCUGGUGGGAGCUUAUAAUCUCUCCUUGUCUAUAACACCAUCCCAUCAGAUAUUCUGUUGGCUUGAUUAUUCAUUGUUGUUAACUAUUGUUUGGACAUAUUACUGCAGUGUAAAGCCUUUUAUUUUCUCAAUAUCAAAAGCAAAACAAGAAAUCUGUUUGUUUGCUAUGUUAGUCUUAACUGUUGUGAAUGUACACACUGUCUAGUUACAAGUCCAUCUCAUAUAUGGCAGAGGAUAUACCUCACACUAAAGUACUGUUUGCUUUGCCAGGAAAAGGCUGUUUUUUCACAAAUGGAGCAUGAACAUUUUUCAAAGUAAAGAUGUUGACACUGAAAUAGACUGAUUUAGUUUGCUACAGAACUGUUGUGAAGGGACAGAUGAUAACUUUCAUACAACUGCAUUUUGCAAUGAAAACUGGAAUAACAAGUGAUUCUUCCCCUGAAGCAUCAUUCUGCCCUUUUCCCACAGCUGAAUAUCAUCAACAAUAGUUUUCCUCAUCUAAAGUUAAGUCUGUUAACUGCUUUCAAUAAAUACUGAAUUCUCUCAUUAGCCACUACUGGAAGGUGCCUAGCAUUUGAAAUAAUAUAUUUAGGGUUUAUAACCUAAAUAUUGGAUUCACAUAACACAAUCAAAUAUGACAGAAAGCCUAGGUUCAUACAUUGAGCUAAGCCAUAAUACAGUUUGUGUUGUGUGAAUCCAGCUACUCUGGUUUUCAGACGAUGGUUAUUGGCUUGUAAUGGAUAUACUCAGUCAAAUGUGAUUUAUUCAAUAAAUAAUGGUUAAAUCAUGGUUUACUAUGAUGCAGACUUACAUCAAUCUCAUGAUUUGUUAUAUUCACCUCUGCAGAUCUCUUGUGCAGUAUAUAGCUAAUGGCUCCUCUUCAGUAAAAUGUUGCCAUAUGUUUACACUAGCAAAAGGUUUUGGACUUUGUUAUGUUGCCUCAGAGUGAGCAAAAAUGUUCUAAGUGAAAGUCGAUUUUUCUGACUCUUUGAAGUGCAGAAUGCUGAAGAACUGGGCUGGUUUCUCUGCUGUGUGGUUAAAUUGACCUUUGGAUGAAACAAGUUUGUGGCUUGCCUGUAUCCAAAAAAUGCUGCUUUUAAUGUAGAACAGUUUCUGAAUCUUUGUUCCCUUGCAGCAUGUGAGGUAGAUCUGUCCAAGAAAAAGGAAGAUAAGUAAAUACAUAGGAAUAUAAUAUCAAAAAACUGGUGAAAUUUUGUCAUGAAUCCAAGCUUCUACUCAGAGUAUGAAUGUUGCAUUUAUCUUUGAAGCAGAAAUAAUUGGCAAAAGUUUGACUUGUUGAUUCUCCAAUAGGAGUCAGACCUGUAUUGAAAGGCCUAGGGAAUGUGCUUUUUAUUGUCAUUUGGCCAAAAUUAACAGCCCACCCAACGUAUGUAAAUUCAGAAGAACACUUUUUGGAAUCUGGUGAGAUUUACUCCCAGGUUAGUAUGCAUGGGAUUCAGAAUGAGGGCUGUUCUGCACUGUAGCUUUCAGCUGCUUGUCUCCCAUAAAAACAGCCUGAAAACAAAGCUGGCUUAAGAAAUCUGUUUCUGGAUUUCAAUCUGUUCCUCCAUUUUGGUCUCAGUGGUGGUCAGAUAUUCUAUUUGGACUGUGAUUAACAUGGUCCAUGAUUGAUAAUUCCUCUUCUGCUUUUCCCUUCCACCUAUGCCAUGAAAACCGGUGCUAGUUGCUUUCCAUUCUGUUUUGAGGAAUGGGGAAAAAACAACAGAUUGCAGUUCUUGUCACUUGAUCUAAAAAGGGAAAGUUGGCAGAACUCUCAUCAGUUGCACCCAGUUAAAGCAAAAGAAAACCAAGAAAUGCCCAGAAUUUCACCAUCCUAUGGCUGAACAUGCAUCCCCACAGUUCCUGUCUCUUGGGCUAGAAGGGGAAACUGCUGAACCUGUUAAAAUAAAGAAAUAGAAAGAAAUGGUCAGCAUUUACUAUUGCACUACUGAACUGCUGUAUAAAAGAUCAAGAUCCAUCCUUUCAUGGCAUGCACUUCAGUAUAAAAUGGCCUCUAAGUCAAACCAGACUGCCCUGCUUGUGCCAGAGGAGACGGGAAAACACUACUUUUGUCAUGGAUCCAGAAAACUGAGAUGGUGGUUGCUGAGGAUGAAGUGUCCCAUUCCUGCACCACCAAAACUGUAGGCUGCUCAUCUUUGAACUGGGCAAGGAAGAAGUGUGGAUCAGCCCCUAGAUGGGAUCAGCCUUCCUCCUCCAGAUAUGUUGGCAUUCAUCUCCCAGAUUUCAGUCACCAUGAUCAGUUUUGCAGUCCAAAAUAUCUGGAGGGCACCAGUUGGGGAAAGCUAUACUGGAGAAUAUCAGAAGCACAAUACAUGUAUUUCUGAAUGAGAUGACAGUGACACAAGCAAGUCCCAAACACCACAUAAUCUGAUUUGGUUGCUUUGCAGGUUUCAGAAUCUGGCUUACCACUGCAGUUGUUCUGAAUAUGAUGCUCCCUCCCUGUUUCUUGAAUAGCAGCAGAGAAGCCUUGAGCUUCUCUGAGCCAUGCCCACUUUUGAGAAAUGAUUGGGUUAAUCUAGCCCCAGGCAUGUUCCUUGAGACUUUGGGUACUUCUCAGUGGUCAUCCUUCCUUGUCAUGUCUGUGUGGCUGUUUGUUUUGCUCAUUCUUUAUAAAGCCUUAAUUUAUGAUGUACAGAUGAAACCAAAACUGUAUGUACAGUGAUCAAACGAUAAGAAAUCAAAAUCUUUUGGGAACUGGUUUGAAUAAAGUGUACUAUUUUUUGUGUUUUGAUGAA